Molecule: messenger RNA, 9450 nt
Organism: Rhopilema esculentum
Lineage: Eukaryota; Metazoa; Cnidaria; Scyphozoa; Rhizostomeae; Rhizostomatidae
Source: RefSeq, a predicted model, not a curated record
CUCCAUGAAUUUAAAUCACAAAUACUACUUAUUCACUUAGGCCCAUCAAGAUGGACGAUUUGUUUUGCUAGGGAAUCGGAAGCAACCGAUGUUGUUGUCAUUUGUCUCGGAAGACAAAAGAACUUUUCACUCCUGAUGAUGUUUGAAUACAAUGCCAAUGAAUACAAAACAGUCAAGAUUUUAUUACGCUGUCAUUUGAUUGUUUUGGUAUAACUUCUGAAAAUAUUCAUUGACAAAUAUUCUGCCGAGCUGAGCAACGUUGGUAACGUUUCCCCCAGUAUAAGGCGCCCCAGUAUACGGUCCAGCCCCAGUAUAGGGAUUGUCAAUCAAGAUUAUGUUCUUAAGUGCCGCCAAAGCCGUUUCGGUUCGUUAUCGUCGCGAUGAUAGAUGAAAGUUAUUUCAAGUCACAGCGGCUUCUCGGCCAGUAGACAUUCAGCCAUACACUUUCAGCAAGCGGCCAUGUUGUAACAGCCGUACAUGAAAGACAUUCGCGUAGCUCACCUUUAAAAGAUUAUACUGGGGAUUUUUAUGAACUAGAAGUUAGAAGAAAGAGGGUUUCGCUAUGUUCUCAAGGUUGCAAAUCAACCUUUUGAUUAUAUGCAGCAUUCUGAAAAUCAAGUCCACAUGUCACAUUGCGUUAUUUGCUUGUUCAAAAAUUAUCUUCCCCAAGAACUACACCUCGGUUGUGGGAGACACGCGCGGGGCCUUCACCCCCGGGUCAGACAUAGAGGAUUCUCAGAGUAGCGCGGACCUCUGUACACUUUUGCAUAAAUUUUGCCUCUUGUAUGACCGAUUAUACCUUUAAAACUCAUACAAAAUAUAAGUUUAGCUGUUUAAGUUUCGUUUUAUUUUGUUCGUACCAAGUUUUGGUGCGGCUAUCGAGCCGAGUAACGUGGGAGCCUUUAGCAAGAAUAUAGGGCUCGCUCGUUCAGCUGACAACUACGGGGGUCAAAUUGUUUCUAGGAUACAGUUUUGAAAAAAUCUUGACUGAAACUGUUUCGCCGGCCAAUUGAAAUCGGUGCACUUGCGUUUAAAUUUUAUUUGUUUUAUUGUUUUGUGGGGUUCCUGGUGUUUAAUGUUGCUUGCCUUGUUUAUAUGACGAGCAUUGACUGGGGAUUUUUAUGAACUAGAAGUUAGAAGAAAGAGGGUUUCGCUAUGUUCUCAAGGUUGCAAAUCAACCUUUUGAUUAUAUGCAGCAUUCUGAAAAUCAAGUCCACAUGUCACAUUGCGUUAUUUGCUUGUUCAAAAAUUAUCUUCCCCAAGAACUACACCUCGGUUGUGGGAGACACGCGCGGGGCCUUCACCCCCGGGUCAGACAUAGAGGAUUCUCAGAGUAGCGCGGACCUCUGUACACUUUUGCAUAAAUUUUGCCUCUUGUAUGACCGAUUAUACCUUUAAAACUCAUACAAAAUAUAAGUUUAGCUGUUUAAGUUUCGUUUUAUUUUGUUCGUACCAAGUUUUGGUGCGGCUAUCGAGCCGAGUAACGUGGGAGCCUUUAGCAAGAAUAUAGGGCUCGCUCGUUCAGCUGACAACUACGGGGGUCAAAUUGUUUCUAGGAUACAGUUUUGAAAAAAUCUUGACUGAAACUGUUUCGCCGGCCAAUUGAAAUCGGUGCACUUGCGUUUAAAUUUUAUUUGUUUUAUUGUUUUGUGGGGUUCCUGGUGUUUAAUGUUGCUUGCCUUGUUUAUAUGACGAGCAUUGACUGGGGAUUUUUAUGAACUAGAAGUUAGAAGAAAGAGGGUUUCGCUAUGUUCUCAAGGUUGCAAAUCAACCUUUUGAUUAUAUGCAGCAUUCUGAAAAUCAAAUCCACAUGUCACAUUGCGUUUUUUGCUUGUUCAAAAAUUAUCUUCCCCAAGAACUACACCUCGGUUGUGGGAGACACGCGCGGGGCCUUCACCCCCGGGUCAGAUAUAGAAGAUUCUCAGAGUAGCGCGGACCUCUGUACACUUUUGCAUAAAUUUUGCCUCUUGUAUGACCGAUUAUACCUUUAAAACUCAUACAAAAUAUAAGUUUAGCUGUUUAAGUUUCGUUUUAUUUUGUUCGUACCAAGUUUUGGUGCGACUAUCGAGCCGAGUAACGUGGGAGCCUUUAGCAAGAAUAUAGGGCUCGCUCGUUCAGCUGACAACUACGGGGGUCAAAUUGUUUCUAGGAUACAGUUUUGAAAAAAUUCAUUAUUGUAGGAGUUGUUUUAUCGGAGUACGGGAGUGCUACAAUUUGAUUCGUGUCGGUGUAAUGAGGAUAGACUACAGCAAUAUCUUCCUGUUUGUUGGUUGGACUUCCGACACCGGGAUGUGACAUGAAUUUGUGAAAUUAUAUGAUUUUCCAUGAAUCUUUUGUACGCGCAAUCUUUUUUGUAUGUGUUGUCGUUUCUAGUCCUUUAGCUAAUGAGAUUUCCAGCGAGAUUUCCCUUGAUCUGUUUAGAAAUUGUGAUCUCGCUUUUGCUUUGAAAUUGAUUCUAAACUUUGAAAAAUCCUUUGAAAAUUUUUUCACAGUUUCAGUAUAUAUCAACUUAGUUUUAGUUCUUGUUGUGUGCAGUAAAAGCAAAGAAUUAGUUAAUCAACUUGUGGUUAAUGCUCGUUAAUGAAAUAUUAACGCGCAUCUAGUGUGUCUCAUUUUUGAAUGUUUAAUCUAAAUAUUACCAAGAAAGGAUUUUCACUAACUUUGUUGAUAUGAAAUUUGUUUAAAUUUACAAAGUUUCUGCUACAAUGAAAAUAUUUGACGCUUUCACGUUGAAAAGAUUCUUUCUUCGUCUUAUUACUUUUAUCUUUCGUUACUAUUUUUUCUUCAUCUUCAUCGUUACUAUCUUUUACAGCAUUGUACUUUCAUUUAUCAGAAAAAGCAUGGCGCACUUUAUAGGACUACAGAUUAUUUACAGUUCUAUACGAAAAUAAGCUUUAUUUUAAGGGACAAACUUUGAAUCAAAUCAUUCAAUUUCUUAGUGUUAUUAACUGGCUUUAUUGAUCCUCAGACUGCAUCGCAUAUUUUAGGUUCAGUAUCCAGUAUGAUCUGAUCAACUUGAUAAAAUCUGGUAACAAUACCCCAAUAUUUGGGUUUACCAAAAUAAAGUCAUCUUAAAAAGUGGUACGUCUUUUAAAACUGGAUGUGGAUACAAUCCCUUGCGUAAAAACGUUCUUUUAGCCCAAUAAAGGUAGAAUCGAGAGUUUCAACUUGCCACUUGACAUACUGCAUAAUUUCAGUAUUUGCACGGGGUUGCCAAUUUACGGAAAUACCUGGUAGGGAGAGGAAACGACCAAAAUAUAUCCAGACCAGAAGCCAAAACCAAUCACGACAUUGGCCAGGUGGUUAUUGGACUUGGCCUUGUGUCCGAAAUUUUCUCGAAAAUGAUUGGUUAGUUAAGCUUGGAUGUAUUUCCCAUUCUUGCACGUGUUCCAGGUAUAUAAGGUCCGAUUACGGUAUGCAGAUUAGUUUAGUGUACUACAAUGCGCGGUAUUGUAGUGAAGAAGAGGGUUCGUCCCUACAUUAAGCGUGAACGGCAUAACGGUGCUGGAAUCAUAGAUUUCGUCGGGUGCGCUGCACAUGAAUGGCGAUGGAGAGGGGAAGAUCUGAAAGGAGAAGGCUGGAGACCACCGGCAAAUAGAUGGCGGGAAGGCGCUUCGGGUAAACAAAAUAUGGCGUUAGAGCCUGCCAAUGGAUUUUCCGAGGAAACAGUCUGUAUCUUUUCCGACUCCCAACUAAGACCAGUUGUGGAUGGGACCGUUGACUGUCCAGAUGACUGGUACGUCAAUUCUACACCUGGAGGCCAGUUCAGACAUGUUGCAACCGAACUAGCCAGUGUCGGUGAAGCAUUAAAAAAGAAAUGCUCUCCAAAAUGCGUUACGUUGGUGGUCGGUACCAACGAUUUGGCUAAACACAUGGUUUUGGAUAGAGCCAAGGAUGAUUUCUGUUAUUUGCUUGCGACAGUCAAAAAGUUUUUCCCGACUGCACAGAUUCUUGUAGUGUCGAUCCUGCCGCGGCUCGAUGAGGCAGACGUCCGACUCGGCCAUUACAAUCGUAUGAUGGCAAGAGAGGCGUCUGCUUCAAAUGUUGCAUUCUAUGAUGCGGAGGAGCAUUUUGAUCGCUGGGACCUUUCACUUUGGUCGAACAAAGACAGCGUCCAUUUAAGUGCUAACUUUGGUUUGCCACGACUCGUCUCGUUAAUCGUGGAUCAACUUGCGAAAAUCGAAGCCGAGGUUGAAGAAACAGAAAAGACGAGAAGGCCAAGGGUAUGCCCUGCAUUCAUUUGGAGGGAGCUGAAGAACCAUAACCCUCUCGGCAAACAAUCGGUCAAAGCUGAAAAGGAAGCCAUGCCUUUGAAGGUAACACACAUUGGUGAAAGAAAAAGAACCAGCUAUGUGAAAAGACGAUGGAGUAGCAGAGAAGUCGUUAAGCAGCCGCAGCCGUUGCAAAUUGACAGUAGAAGGGGAAUAAUCGUGGGAGCGGUCCAGAUACCCUGGAAAUGGCUGCAAAACAAAAACGGCACUAUAAAAAAAACAAGUGCCAAAAUUGGUAAACAGCCAACGAAGAAGAAGAAGAAAAGAGGAAAAAACGCUUCUACAGACCACAGAAUAGAGAUCGUCGAUUGGGCAAGCUUGCUAAUUGAAGCAGCAGAACAAAAAGAUCCUGUCGCAGUGAGUCUAAAUGGCGGUGGACCCAAGAAACAGGACCGAACUGCAGUCUGUAAGACAAUUGACCUGGAGAAGCAGCCCGAGAGAAUGGAAGAUCCUGCCCUCAAAAUGUCUGCAGAAGGAGAGGUCUCGCCAAUAGUUGCUAGCCGAGCUACAGUCCGUGAGACAAUUGACCUGGAGAAGCAGCCCGAGAGAAUGGAAGAUCCUGCCCGUAGAAUUGCUGCAGAAGGAGAGGUCCCGCCAGUAGUUGCUAGCAUUAUACGUAAGUGUGUCCCUUUAUUAACAAACGUAUCCGUAGACAAACACUUUAGGACCAUACCGCCUCAAAAACAUAUCAACAGUAUGGUCGUAAAAUUAAAGCAGCUUUAUGACACAACAAGGCAGGAGCAUGCGGUUAUGUAUGGUAAUGUGUACCAUGACUUAAAUUCCCUUGAAGUCUGCAGAAAUUUCAUAAAGCAAAAAGCAAUUAAGUAUGAGAUAGAGAUCGAAAAUCGAUGGCUUAGAAAGGUUUUGGGCUUUUUUGAGCACCCCCCAGGUACAAAAAGGCCUGAUAUAGAUACUGCCCGCGAUUUGAUUACAAAAGUACAGGAAAGGCCCGACAAUCAUGAGUAUCCCUCCUUGCAGUUAUCUGUUCAUGAUUUAAAAACUCUAGUUGGGAAAAGAUGGAUUAAUGAUUGUAUAAUAGAUUCUAUAGCAAAUCUUAUAAACCAUGAUAUCAAAGACACAUUUGCUGUUUACUAUAACUUUGAAUCCAGUAUAGACGGCUUAGCGAACAAAAUAACGCAGAAAUUUAAGGACAAUUUGCCUAGAAAAAUAAUUCUGGCGGUUUGUGUAGGUUUUGAUAGUCAGCAAACUUUUGUCGGACAGUCUAGCGACGGUUCUCAAUUUGGGAAUCAUUUUGCACUUGGUGUGUAUUAUACAACAAUUAACACACUUUACUACGGAGAUUCACUUGGCUGGCCUAUUCCUAACGACUUUCUAGCAGUAUUUAAAAGCUUGAUUCGUCGAUUAAAGAAAGAUCACCCUUCUCCUGUCAAGAUAUCAACAUGCCAUUAUAAUGGUCCUUCUACUUACACCAUACAAAAAUCUUUGUACACACAUCACUGUUCAAGUAAGUGUUGGUCAUUUUACCCCUUCCAGUUUGAUUCCCAUAUUUGUGGUGUAGCCUGUAUCAUCGUUAUGUGUUUAGCAGCAUAUGACGAAGCAUCAUUUUUAUCUUUGCGUGGAACAACAGACAUACGGAACGUUGGUUACCGCUAUUUGAAAGAACUGUCAUUAUAUAAUGAUUUUUUGCGAAUAACAGUGAGUAAAUGGCUCUUAGAUAGGAAAAUAGAUAUAAAUGUACUUAAAAGCUCAUUAAGUCUAACAACUGAUUUGUCACCACCGUCAAAAAGUUUCGCUUCCCAAAAGGUGGACAAUAACAGUUUCAAUACCCCAAGUUCUAACAUUGAAGAUGAGCAUCCGACUAAAAGAGCCGAUUCAGGCGUGAAUUUUGGUAAACAUUUAGAUAGAAAAGACUUUCAUGUUGACUUAGUAGAAGUAAGCGAAAAUAAGAAUGUUGCGAACGAGGUUCCGAAAAUUCUUGGUACUCCUAUAAAGCAGUCGAAAGGCACAGCGGAACCAGUGAUUAAUAAAGGUACCCACCCAUCAAUAUUUGACAAGGAAGUAAACUUAUUUCCUAAAAAUUUCAUUCUGUCAAACAUCAAAUCUCAUGAUGCAUGCUGCAAUUGUAAUCAAACGGGUAAACAUUUCCACUGUUCAUUGUGCUCGCAAUCUCUCACUUUCUCCGUUAUCUCUAAAGCAUUCCGUCACAUCCAGCAAACCCACUUAGAUGAAAAUAAAAUGGCUGUUUGGAGAAAUUUUCGUAUUUUGCCGUGUAAAUUAAUCCAUCUUGAAAAGAAAUUUUCCAGAAACGAUACAUACCACUAUCAUUGUCCGGAAUGCCUAAAAAUUAUUCAACAAAAACGGUUUUUCACGGUACACUUAGGGGGUCAUGAUGAACAGACCGACAAAAACACGAAAUUCAUACCCGCACGCACAUUAAAAAAGGAAGUUCUAACGCAGGGGAAUUUCGGGGAAAUUGACACGACAAAGAACAAAAUCAAUCCUAUUCGAGCGGUACGUGACAAGGCCGAACGAAUCAAUUGCGACAUUUGUGGCAAAUCAAUGCAUCAAAAAAGCAUUAGUCGGCACAAAAAGGCAAUACACGGGCUGUUAAGCAAAGCUACAGCAGUAUGCUGUGAUCCCGUAGAAGGGCUUUAUAUGGUCAAAAAAUCUAAAAAAGGAGGAAUAGGUUUUCCACUGCAUGUUCAAAAGGUACUUCAUGUCAAUCAAGAUAAAAAACUAGACUGUGAAAGUGAGCUAUGCAGGGAGGAAAUGGUAAUAGCCGCUAGGUCAGGGAUGACAGCAAGAGAAUGCUACCAUUUAAUGCAAGUUAAUAAUGCAUCGUUUCCUGAAACUUUUACGUUGCAAGAAGAAAAACUUUUAGAAAUGUCUAGUGUUGAAAGAUUCAAAAUUUUAACCGAUGAAACUAUUGAAAAAUGUCUCGAAAAAAAAUGGCAAUCAGAGGUUCAGACAUCACCUACUAUUGUUGAGUGGGAUGACAACAACUAUUUGCAUUUAUCUGUCUUUGACGGGAACUAUAGCAACUUUCCUGUUAGAUCACGUUAUGUAGUCUCGUAUAAUAAAGUAAGUGGAAAGCUGGACUGUAGAUGUAAUGUAAAUAGGUUUUUUUGUUUGCACAAAGCAAUGUCUCUUUGGUAUUUACACCAGACAGAAAAAUUAAAUGACAAUAAAACAAAUCAAUAUGAUUACCAGGAGCCUUCAAAUCUUGAUUAUGUAUCUGAUGAAGAAACAAUAUUGAAACCAACAAGUGAUAAAACGAUUUUAUAUCCACCCGAAACUGAGGAAUCUCUUCUAAAAAUGAUUGAUUACAUGAGAAGUCAAAAACGUAUCCCUUUCACAGCCCCUCGUGCUUCAAAACCGUUAAAAAGGGAAAACAUUCCAACGGUGCUGAUGCCGGUCGAAAUUGAUUGUCAUGAAUGUCACGCCAAACUUACCGGUCCGUUUAGGAUAACUUUUCGUGCUCGAAUACUGACGCUGGAUGGUUACAUUGAGGGUGUAGAAACAUUUUUCAAAAAGUGCAAUGUUUGUUGUAAUUUUUAUAGAUACCAAGAGUACUCAGAUGGGUUGCACAAUUUUAAUGAUAUUUUGAUUGUAGGGUUAGACAUAUGUUUGUAUCUGCGCGAAUCGCUAAAAAAUCAUGUAGCAGUAGGGACAGCGUCUAAAAUAAUUGCAGGAAUACACAGUACAAAUAUUGAUAAUCAGUCACUCUUGAAUGCGUAUAUACAUUUUGAAGCAUUAAGUGAUAGAAGCUACGAGUUUACUUGUGUUGAAUGUGGCUAUUUUCCCGUUAUAUUGAUAGCUGAUGUUAAUAGGAAGGUAGCUUUCAAAAAUCGUUUUACUGAUGAACAGCAAUUGAACGAAGAAAACUUAAACGAAGAAGUUGACUGUAUUUAUUUCUGGGAAAAUGUAGAAAAACAUCAUUUAAGCAAAGGUUUUGGAUCAAGAGAAUGUCCCAGUUUGCGACUAAAACCUAGCUUAUCGUUUUGGGCGCCGUAUAUUGGCCCUAAAACAAGAAAAAAUAAUUUUCUAUUCAACACAGAGUAUAGAAAAUUAAGUACCAACACGAAGGAACCAGAAUGUGAAUGCCGUGAAUUGACAGAGGAAAGGCUGCUCAACACUGUAAUGGAGGGGAACUUAAAAGAUGUAAAAGAUACCGCUGAAAUGAUUGGUAUAAGCACUAAAGGCUCAAAACUAGACAUAGUCAAUCGUAUUAAAAGAAGCAUACAGGGUGAAAGUGGACAGUUUAACAAAAUAUUCAAAAAAAUGUUCGGUUGUUCGGGUGGAUGGCUAACGCUUUCGUGUAAACAUGGAAUAAUUUAUGCUGUUAAAUUUCUUCUCAGGUCAGAGAGUCCACGUGACUAUAUAGACAUUUUGCGGAGCCUAAAAUACCGGCCUAACAUCUUAAUAAAUGACAUGGCUCAUAUGGUCGCCAAUUUCGGAAACAGGCGUCACCCAGGUUUAUUCGCCCCAUAUGCAGGAAGAGCUGCAGAAGCUACACAUGAAAAUAUCGAACUGGCUGUCAAUAACUCUUUACAAGUCUCGAUACCCUGGCUUGAAAGUCAUGGCCUGUCCAAAACGCCACAAAACGGUAAUGAUGUACACCCAGUAACAGGGAGUGACUCUCACUUAGCACUCUUCGACAGGUUACACGAGUCCAAUACAAAAAGGGAGGUAGAAUCAUUAAGAAGGAUUGCAUGUGUAAAAGAGCUUUUUGGAAAAAUCAACAGUGAAGCAGCAGAACAGCUUCAUGGUGUUUACGAUUUGAAUAUGCAUUUUCUAAACCAAAUGCAUCCUCUAACCCAUAUUUUCAUGUUUCGUUCUCUAAUUGACUUAAACAAUGAAAAUGCGAAUUUCAAUAGAGUUUUAAACAUAGAGAAUGCGACAGGACUUAAGGUGCAGUUCGAUACUUUCGGUAGAAUGACUGUGUCUAGUGACCCGUCCAAGCUAGUGAAUUCUAGAUCUAAAGAGGAAACUCUAUCGGUAAUGACUGACUGUUCCCCUUUUGAAUACCGUAUGAGCAGCCUGACUUCUCCAAAUGAAAUGCAUUCACCAAGCCUAUCCAUAAUAAGUCAACUUGACCACAAAUUGGAACAAUGUGAAGACGAUUCAGAAUUAAGUCCAGUUAAAAAUUUAUCACCUGGUGUAUGUGGUACUAAGCCGUAUCAUGGCGAAUCCCCCCCCCACAAAAUAUGACUGGGAU